Messenger RNA from Cotesia congregata, 1584 nucleotides. NCBI's taxonomy places the organism in Eukaryota, Metazoa, Arthropoda, Insecta, Hymenoptera, Braconidae. The record is from the annotation of a GenBank genome assembly.
AUGAGUGAAAACAAUUUACGCCGGUCUCGCCGUACUCGGCAGCAGGUUAAUUAUUUGAGUGAAUAUGUCGAUCUGUCACCGGUUAAGAAGGAACUGGAAAAAGAACUCGCGGGAAUAGAUGAAGAGGUACAAAAAUCCACAAUACUUUUCGACGAUAAAGAUGUCAGCGGGAAUUGUAUCUACGGAUUCCAGACUCCGGUGAAGAAGAAUGCGAUGACUGAGAAGGCGAAGCAAUCCCAGACUCCUAGAACGCCAGCAUCGGUAUCCAAAAAUCUUAUGUCAGUCCGUGUGUUGGCUGAAAAAAUAGACGAGCUGUCUCCAGCUAAAGUCAGAUCUGCUGUAAAAAAACGGCAAGAUCAUUUUGACAGUGAGAGCGAGUCAGUGACCGAAGGAAGUGAGUACGAGCCUUCUGACAGUGACGGUGAAGAGGAGUGUAAUGAUGAUGACACUAUUGAUUCUGAUGCUAGCAAUCAGUCUGAUGUGGAAAAUAAUGCUGUAAAUGUUACACCGAAAAAAAACCAGAGAGUUGCUAAAAAAAUUCAGACUCCAAUCACUCCUUGCAGGCGGGGAAAAUCUAAGAAUAAUAUUGUUUAUCGUGAUUACCAUCUCAAGACAGACGAGUACUUUGAAACUCAAUCAGAGAAGGCUCUCACUUCAGAUCACACGCUGGGAAAACUAAAAAAUCCAAAAAUGAAUGAGGAAAAGCUCCAGGAGUUGCUAAAGGAUAAAAAUUACAUAUCGGAAAAACAUUUAGAAGGAAUUCAAGAACUUUUGGAUAGUUACAGAAGUUUAUUUCCCAUGUGGUAUCGCAUACUUGAAGAAGGUUACAGUUUACUACUACACGGAUUAGGCUCUAAAAGGAAUCUGAUAAACGAUUUUCACCAGGAAAUACUAUCCGAGCACCCGACGUUAGUAAUAAACGGUUUCUUUCCCAGUCUGACUAUAAAAGACAUACUCGAAGGAAUAAUAACGGAGCUUCUAGAGCUAGAGUGUCCUUCAAACAUAAAUGAUUGCUUCACGAUAAUCGAGAGCACGAUGAAGAAGAAUCCUGAUGAUCGUUUGUAUUUGCUGGUCCACAACAUUGAUGGUACAAUGUUGAGGUCAAACAAAUCCCAGGAUAUGCUUUCGCGACUCGCAGCCAUCGCGAAUGUAAGGAUGGUAGCAACUGUUGAUCACAUAAACGCUCCAUUGCUAUGGGACAACGUCAAGCGAGCCAGGUACAACUUCUACUGGUGGGACACUACGACUCUGUUGCCUUACGAAGCAGAAACUUCUUAUGAGAGCUCACUCCUGGUGCAGCGCAGUGGAGCUCUUGCUCUGUCUUCUCUAAGAAACGUAUUCGCGUCUUUGACGACCAAUGCAAAAGCGAUUUAUACAAUUCUUGUCAAGUAUCAAAUUGAGAAUGCUAAGAAUACGUUCUAUCAUGGCAUGGCUUUCAAGGAUUUGUACCGCAGUGCUCGAGAGAGGUUCCUCGUUAGCUCGGAUAUUGCUCUGCGCGCUCAGCUGACAGAGUUUCUUGAUCACAAACUUGUCAAGACCAAGCGUAAUGUUGAUGGUGCUGAUUUACACGCAAUCUAUGAUUAA